Molecule: messenger RNA, 1214 nt
Organism: Dryobates pubescens (Downy woodpecker)
Lineage: Eukaryota; Metazoa; Chordata; Aves; Piciformes; Picidae
Gene: PDCD10
Product: programmed cell death 10
Exons: 9
Coding region: 372-1010 (212 amino acids)
Biological process (GO): regulation of Golgi organization; positive regulation of MAP kinase activity
Cellular component (GO): FAR/SIP/STRIPAK complex; Golgi apparatus
Molecular function (GO): protein kinase binding
Source: RefSeq, a predicted model, not a curated record
GCUGGCGGACUACAAAGCCCAGGGCCCCGCACGGCUGCCGGUUAGUUCCGGACAACGCCUGGUGUGUGGUAACAGCGGCGAACGCUUCCUUCUCGCAGGCGCUUCCGGCGCGGCGGUGAAGCCCCCUCGAGAGCUUCGAGGGCUCCGUGGGUCGGCGGGAGCCUAGAGUUUUUUCGCCAGUGCAGAGCAUAAUGAGGAAUAUAGCUUGAAGAAAAAUCUUGGCAUUUCUUUUAAUCUCUUCAAACUAUUGGGAGGGGAAGAUAUUUUCCAAGUUCAAGUAUUCUUGCACAACGAGGAAAAGGAAGAAACAUUUCAAGUGAAUGAGGAGUUUUUUGCUUCUAUAGUGUUUUCCUUGAGAAGUGGGUCUUUGAAUGAGGAUGACAAUGGAAGAGAUGAAGAAUGAAGCAGAGACCACUUCUAUGGUUUCCAUGCCUCUCUAUGCUGUUAUGUACCCUGUUUUUAAUGAGCUAGAAAGAGUAAAUCUAUCUGCAGCUCAGACACUGAGAGCAGCUUUUAUUAAGGCUGAAAAAGAAAAUCCAGGUCUUACACAGGACAUCAUUAUGAAGAUUUUGGAGAAGAAAAGCGUGGAUGUGAACUUCACAGAGUCUCUUCUGCGUAUGGCAGCUGAUGAUGUAGAAGAGUAUAUGAUUGAAAGACCAGAACCAGAAUUCCAAGAUCUUAACGAAAAGGCACGAGCACUUAAACAGAUUCUUAGUAAGAUUCCUGAUGAGAUCAAUGACAGAGUGAGGUUUCUUCAGACAAUCAAGGACAUCGCGAGUGCAAUAAAGGAACUUCUCGACACAGUAAAUAAUGUCUUCAAGAAAUACCAGUACCAGAACCGGCGGGCACUUGAGCACCAAAAGAAAGAGUUUGUAAAAUACUCCAAAAGUUUCAGUGAUACUCUGAAAACCUAUUUUAAAGAUGGAAAGGCAAUAAACGUGUUCAUAAGUGCCAACCGACUAAUUCAUCAAACCAACUUGAUACUGCAGACCUUCAAAACUGUGGCCUGAAAGCUGUAUAUGUGGAGAGUUGUACUUUUCAAUGGUGGAUAGGGUACCUUUAUAUGUAAAUUUUAAAAAGGUUUGACUGUAUAAAUUAUCAGCCCCUGGUGAGGGGCCCUGAUGCAGGAUUUUGAAUGGGAUUUAUUGCCAUCUUACACCAUAUUUUUGUAAAACAUUGUAGCUUGAGCAUAAUCUCACGAGGAAGAAUUUUUU